Molecule: messenger RNA, 1222 nt
Organism: Bursaphelenchus okinawaensis
Lineage: Eukaryota; Metazoa; Nematoda; Chromadorea; Rhabditida; Aphelenchoididae
Source: the annotation of a GenBank genome assembly
AUGGCCGCGAAAUCGCCGUACCUCGGCAGUAGAAUCAAUUUGAUCUCCAAGUCGGAAAUCCGCUAUGAAGGAACUCUGUUUGCCGUUGACAGUCAGGCAUCAACUAUUUCUUUGUCCAAGGGUAAGUUAUUUUGGAUUCUGUUUACUAUUUGAAGGUUUUUUUGAAAUUUGGGGUUUUAUUCUUUGAAGGAUAAGAAAGACGAUAUUGUUAUAGUUGUUCUAAAUUAUGACCGAAGUUUCACAGCGAAUAUAAUGUUAAUUUUGUUUUUUAGUUCGCUCCUUUGGAACCGAAGACCGUCCCGCUCCUCGACAAGUGAAGGCUCGCGAAGAAGUCUUUGAAUAUGUCAUUUUCAAGGCUACCGACAUCAAGGAUCUCGUAGUCAUGGAGGACAUCAGCCCCUCCGAGCUGACUUCUUUCGAUCCCGCUAUCGUAUCCAUGGCCAAGUCUUCUCGCCCAACUAACAACAUGUCCAACCAUCAAGAGCGUGGCGACAGAGGCUACUUCAACAACAGCAACCAACGUCAUCGCCACAACUUCAACAAUGGUGGAUACCACAACUACAACCGUCCCCAAUCUCUUCAUGUUCCCGCCAAGGAGAAGCUCCAGUUUGACAGCGACUACGACUUCGUCAAGGCCAAUGAACAAUUCGAAAAGUCGUUGAACAGCUCGUCCGAGGAGACCAAGAAGGAGGGUGAAGAAGGUAAGAGUUGUUAUUGUUGUUUUCCGGGAAUUAUAUAGGUGUAUGAAGUUUAGUAUUAAUAUAGCCUGACUUUGUUGUUUUAGAGAAGAAGGAGCUUGAGAACAUUGUAGAAGAACCUGAGAAGGCCAGCGAGGAACAAGAGGACAAGACCUACUACAACAAGGACAAGUUCUUCGACGAGAUCUCUUGCGAAGCUUUGGAAAAGUCUGAAGGGUAAGUUUAUUGUAGUUAUAACAUGACGAAGUUCACUUUCUUUUGGUGUUUUUAGAUAUUAGCGUGAAGCAAAGGCUUAAAAAAAACUUUUUAGCAAGUACAACCGCCCUAACUGGAGAAAGGAACGCCAGACCAACCAAGAAACUUUCGGCCCCAACGCGGUUCGCAACCAAAACCAAUAUCAACGUCGUAUGAGCCAAAACCGCUACAUGAACACUCGUCCCAACUACCGCUCUUACGGCAACUGCGCUCCCACCGGUCGCUCGUUCAACUCUAAACCCCGUUCCGCCAACUUUAUCCGUAUCUAG